Paralichthys olivaceus (Japanese flounder) is the source of this 3765-nucleotide messenger RNA. Lineage: Eukaryota; Metazoa; Chordata; Actinopteri; Pleuronectiformes; Paralichthyidae. The record is from RefSeq and is a predicted model, not a curated record.
UCACAGUCAGGCGACACUCUUUCUUUGUCAGUGAACAAAAUGGCGUCUUACUGUUUGACUGUCACUAGGCUGCGGCUGGCCCUUGGAACUGGGGUGAGACGGUUUCAUGUCUCCGCAGCCUUCAGCGCAAAAGCCAAGGUGGCCAUGAGCCGCUUUGAGCCCGGCUCCAGCAUUAACUAUGAGAAGAUGCACGAGAACAUCAACACUGUACGCAGGAGGCUCGGCAGGCCUCUCACUCUGUCGGAGAAGAUCGUGUAUGGUCACCUGGAUGAUCCUGCAGGGCAGGAGAUUGACCGUGGACGCACUUACCUGCGCCUGCGUCCGGACCGCGUGGCCAUGCAGGAUGCCACAGCGCAGAUGGCCAUGCUUCAGUUCAUCAGCAGCGGUCUGCCCAAGGUGGCUGUGCCCUCCACCAUCCACUGUGAUCACCUGAUUGAAGCUCAGAUCGGAGGGGCUCAGGACCUGCAGCGGGCUAUGGUGGGUCCAAAGCCGGUGCUGACGAUACCGGACGACCCCAGAGUCAUCGGCUCCUUUGACCUCAACCACUUCUCCGUCCGCAUCAUGUCCGUGGACUACCAGGCGUCCGGCCCCGUCCACGCCUCCCACGCCUCCCCCGGCCCCCGCCUCAACUUCAGCGAGGACUCAAAGGUGAUCCUGGGAGAUUCGGCCGAGGACGCCUUCGCGUACGUUCACCACCUGACCCUGUACGACCUGGAGGCUCGGGGCAUGGUGCGUCCCUUCUGCAUGGCCUACGUGUGCUCGGACCAGGCCAAGCUGAUGGAGAACUUCACCGAACUGUCCACGUGCUUCUCUCGGGCGUCUGACAGCCUCAAGACGGGGAACAGGCAGGCGUUCUCCAUGGAGCUGCAGAGAAAACUGCAAGAGCUCGAGUACAGGAGGCUGACUCUGCUUCAGGAGACAAAACAUCUGUCGACUGUAAACGGCUUCACAGAAGACGGAGGACAAGCCGGUGAUCUCGAAUCUGUGGAGCGUUCAAUCUUAAACCACAGAGACCUCCUGCGCCAGGUCACAUCCUACCCAAACAGGAAGCUCAAACAGCCUGACUUCCUGCCCUACGACCCCGCCGACUCCCUCGCUGAUCCCACAGCUCUGCUGCCCACUGAGCAGAGCCCCCCCACGCCCUCCCCCCGCAGGUCCGAGCACAGCCUGAAGCCCCUGCAGGAGCUCUGCAACGACUACUUCCUCUCCUUGAUGAAGGAGCAGCUGGAGGACACGGAGCGCCGCCUCCGAGGCGACAGGAGCGUCCUGCGAACUGUUCAGGUGUCGCGCUCCUUGUCCAGGAGGCUCACGCUCACCAACUUCUUGUUCGAUUACUGGAGCACCGAGAACGAAGAGGAGGAGGAGAAGGAGGUCGCUGAGCUGCAGAGGGCGAGUCAGAGCGUCGUCAGGACGACCAGCUCUGAGCCAAUGAGCCUGGAGUCUUUCUGCUCCUGUGUGGAGGAGAUCCCCAUCAAACUGGAGGCAGGAGGGACGGUGACCUCUGACCCCAGCGUUGUCAUGGAGAUGACAGGAAGCGUGAGCAGCAGCGACAGCAUUGAAGUGCUCGGCACUGAGAAAUCCUAUCGGACGCAGCAUGACGUCGAUGGGUGUGACAGCAGAGAAACACCGGUCCUGCUGAUGGACCCCCCCCUCAAACGAGCGUCGGUGGACACAGGUGCCAGACGCGUGCGAGCGUACGCCAGACGAGCCAACAGCGAGGACAGCAUCGAGGUCCUGAGCACCACCGACUCCAUCUUUCCCGACGACCUCACCGCCAUCACGGAGGAAGAGGCGGAGCAGCAGCAGCCUCUGAGCAACGGCUGUGACGACGACGAGGAGACGCUGACGGAGUGUAAACCUCACAGCGACUUCAGAGAGGAGAAGAUCCUGAACGUGACCAGCGAAGGACGCCAACAUGAAGACGAUCAGUUCGCUCAGAGGGACGACGGUGAUGAUGACAGAGAAGAGCCUCUAAAGGAAGUGACUGUUCGCGAUGGCGUCGAGAUCAAAGAGGAACCAGUCGAGUGUUUGAAGAAGAAUCAAGAGCACGAAGACGAGCGUCCUAAGAAAACGUCUAAAAUACUGAAAGUCAAAGAAGCAGUGGAGCUGAUGCCAAACCUGUCCAAAGUCCGUCAGAUGGUCCAGCUGGUGCCGGACCUCCGUGUGAACUUCGCCCCCCCCGUCGCCCUGGCGGAGGCUGAACGCUGGUCGCCGCCCCGCGCCCCUUUCAGGCAGCUGAGCAUCGACGAAGCGUCUGACUGCACCAGCUUCACAGGCUCCUCGGAGCCCCCCUCCCCCACUCAGAACAUCCACACCAACGCCCGUUCAGACAGGAGGAGAAGGAAGGCCGGUCUGAGGGCCCUCAGGUUCGUCAAGCAGAACUCCUUCUCCCAUCAUGCCGUGUUUUGCCUCUUGAGUGGCCGGCCGCUGGUUGUCAUCGGAGGAGACGAGAGUCUGGUGAGGAAGCUGGUGGACGCUCUGAGCCUCUUCCUGCCGGCUCCCGAUAGGAACGCUGUGACGCCGUGUCUGACGUCGCCGCUUCAACUGACUGACCUGCUCACCUGGAGGCUGAUCGGGAUACACAGAUCUCCCUCCAGCUCCUCGUCCAGCAUCAUUCACUCUCUGAGCCGCUACAGUCGUUACCUGGCUCUGCUGGACCUGGACCAGAGGACGCUGCGCUGUCCGUCAUACUCUGGCUCCCUCAUCAGCAGGAUGGCCGAUCCUCACAGCGCCAUCAGCCGAGGCGCCACCUACCUGCUGCACCUGGAGAGCUGCCUGACCGCGCUGGUCAACCAGGCUCUGCUGUUCACGUUUCGUCCUGCCUCACGACGUCCCAGCGGCACCGACGGAAAAGAUUACCCCCCCGCACCAGGAUUCUGCGGCAGCGAACAUGACGCGAGAGUGAUGAACUUCCUGUCCGAGCUCAUCAAACAGCGCCACGCAGGACGCGGACCGCCGGUUUUAAGGUUCUCUUACAGCUCGGUGCAGCUUCACAGAAACACGUACACAACAUGAAGUCCACGAGACACCGGAAGAACACAAAACGAAUGCACUGAAUUCUGUGUAAUUUUAUCUGAUGCUGAAGGUUUCACAUCAUCUGACACUGUGAACAUGUGACGACAAAACAAUCACAUGAUGUUUGUAUGUUGGUGUGGUUACAUGAUUCCUGCUCCGUCAUGUAUCUGUUUACUGUACAUUAGUGCACUAGUGUCUCUCGGGCACCAAAAACCUUUAACAUGCUCGACGUGUCAAGUACUUAAAGGUUUUUCUUUUUAUUGAAGUGUGUUUUUAAAAUGUAGGUUUUAACGUGUGAACUCUGUGAUUUAAGACAAUUGAGCCACGUGUGUGCAAUUUUAAACCAGCAACAGUCUGAACGCAGAAUCACACGGAGGCUGAUUCAGUUUUACGUUUAGUAUUAAAACAGUCGAGCUGAAGCUUCGAGCUCGAUUCUGAUUUUAAAGAUGGACGACUCACUUUCCAGUCGUCCAUCUUUAAAUAGUUUAUGGUUCAACUCGACCUGUUGGUGAAGACGUUUUUAAAAUGUAGCCAUGGAUUUUAUUAUUCUUCUUGUGAAGCACUUCGUGAAAUCGUUUUAGUUUCAAUAAUUAGCAGCAGUGGAAGAAAUAUUCAGACAAAAAGUAUUCGUACUGUAUAAAUUACUCUAAUAACAACAUUCAAAAUCCAGAUUUAACAAUCUGUUGUUUGUGAAAUAUUUCUUGUCAAUCAAUGUGCACUUUGGUGAAUUUUACUUUUAAACUCUGAUUU